GGGUUUUGCUGAAUUUUUAUCAAGUGGAAAAGGGUUUUGGCUAUUGUCUAAUCCGACCCUUUUGGUCGAAGAUGGAGGCGAUGAUAAAGAAAUUCCAGCAACGGUUCAGGAAGGUUCGAGAAGAAAUGAAUCGGUGGGAUGAGCUUCAAUCUCUCUUUGUUUUACAGUUCAGAAACGCCUCUUCAAUCAUAGAGAGAUUACAGGCACUUCAGGAUUCCAAGAAUUAUGGUAAUUUGAAUGGUGUUAGUGGCAUCAAAGACGCGGUAUUGAUGAAGCAGAUGGAGUCGUUACAGAAUAUUUUCCUUUCGAUGGCAAAGACCUUGGAAGAGUUUCAUGGUAUUACUUUGUCUCUUGGGAAGAUUCACCGUGAUGGUAGGCAAAUGGUCAAAGGUGGUACUAAUCGGCUGACUGAAAAACAAUUGCAGCUACGCAUUGGGAUCAAACCGACUCUUGCAUAUUGCUUGGAUGGGCUUAUGACUCUUCAUGAGAUGUAUCAAUCUGAGUACAAUCUUAAAGUAUCGCUGUUUUCAGCACUUUCAGCUGUUACCUUGAAACCCAAUCUCGGUGACCUAAAUGCAAUCCAGCAAUUCUUGGUUGAUCAGCCUAACAUUCCCAUGGAAGAAGUUCAAUUCAUGUUUGAUAUCAUAUUUGCGGAAGAUACCACUUAACUUUUUCCCCAUAUUCAAGUUCCAAAAUUCUGUAGCUUUGGUCACCUAAAAUUGUGUAAGAGAUGGAAAUUCUUGUUUUUUCAUGGAGACGGAAAUCCCGAUUUUUGUGGGGAUUCGGUGUACUCAUACGUCUGGUUCAAGGAGUCUGGCGCUUUCAUGUUCUGAAGCUCACAAGACCUCGAAUUCUUUAAGGAAAUUUAUUUAUUUAUUAUUAUUAUUAUUUUUAAAUUCUUAACUAAAACUCAUCUCUCUGCCAAUAGUGAUGUAACACCCCUGGAUCUCCAAAGCAGCUUGCUGAGAAAAAUGCUUGUCAUUCUCCUUCUACUUUAGUUAUACACAGAAAAAGAUUAAAAAGAAAUGGUACAGGGUACCGAGUAUGUGUGUAUGUAAAUAUACAUAUAUACACGUUAAGAUAUUUUUUUAUGUACAUUCUUUAAGUGAGUGCACUAAGUUUGAGGCCAAGC
Messenger RNA from Morus notabilis, 1132 nucleotides. RefSeq lists its product as uncharacterized. Bases 72 to 668 code for a protein of 198 amino acids. The transcript has 6 exons. Lineage: Eukaryota; Viridiplantae; Streptophyta; Magnoliopsida; Rosales; Moraceae. The record is from RefSeq and is a predicted model, not a curated record.